This is a messenger RNA of Tetrahymena thermophila SB210, 480 nucleotides long. Its product is annotated as LITAF-like zinc ribbon domain protein. The transcript has a single exon. Lineage: Eukaryota; Ciliophora; Oligohymenophorea; Hymenostomatida; Tetrahymenidae. The record is from RefSeq and is a predicted model, not a curated record. Gene Ontology annotation, molecular function: zinc ion binding.
AUUUUUGUUAUUUGGUAGUUUAAAACUUAAAAUAAAUUGCACUAGAAACCUUUUAAAUCAAAUAAAUAUUUUUACAAUUUGUUUAUAUAAAGUAAAUUAUAUAAUUUUAGAAAACUAAAAACAACUAAAAUAAAAAUGAAUAAUAACACAUAUCAAUAGCUUCCUCCUCCACCUCCCAGUUAAAAUUAAGGUUAUUAACCUCCUAUGAUGGUAGCUCCAUAGCCUAUUUAAAUAGGGUUACCAAAAAAUGCAAGUUCUUCAACAGGUCCUACGACUAUUUAGUGUCCAUAAUGUAACUAAAUAGGAGUUACUGUUGUAUAGAGUAAAGUUGGUAGUGGUACACUUUGCUGCUCAUUAAUACUUUUAUUAACAACAUUUUGUUGCUGCAUUCCUUUUUUGAACCAGAAUUGUUAAGAUAAAGUUCACACUUGCUCAAAUUGCUAAGCUCAAGUAGGCAGACAUGAAUAUAAAAUUUGUUGA